AUGGCCAUACAUAAGAUGCCACACGGACGUAAGAAAAGAUUCCUAGAACUGGUCAACCUGUGUUUCGACACUGGAUAUUUUGUCUACGAGGGCCAGUUCUACAAGCAGCUCGACGGCACCGCCAUGGGUUCCCCAGCCAGCCAACAAUUCGCCGAACUAGUAAUGAACGAAGCAUUUUACUAUGCCCUGGACAAAUUAGGUUUUGACACCCCACUCCUCAAACUAUUUGUUGUCGACACACUAAUACUAGUUCCUUCCAACAUGGUACAACACACUAUGACAGUCUUCAACUCAUAUCACCCAAAAAUCCAGUUCACUCUCGAAGAAGAAAAAAACAUGUGUAUACCUUUCCUUGACCUGUUAAUAAUUAGAGAAAGACCGAAUUUGAUAACCGACUGGUAUACCAAACCAGUGAGUAUCAACAGAUGCAUCAACUUCUAUAGUAACCAUAGUAUGCAGCAAAAGAACAACAUAAUGAACAACCUCAUAAGGAGGUCAUUAAAUCUCAGCCACACCAGGUUCCACGAGACCAAUUUGGAAAAAGUGAGAGAGAUUCUAACCCAAAACAACUACCCAACAUACAUAAUAAAUAGAGCGAUAAGGGCACACACUCAAAAUAUGACUGACAACGACCACAACACUCCCAACAAUGUGAUCUCAAGGUUCAAGUUCCCGUAUAUACCACACCUAUCCCAUCGUGUUAGCAGACUAUUCAAAAAUCUAAAAAGUGGAUGCGCCUACUACAAUUUAAGUACUACUAAAAGAUUCUUUACCCAACUCAAGCACAAAACACCCAGUACACUUGAAUCUGAAGUAGUAUACAAGAUAGCCUGCCAAAACUGUCACAAGUGCUACGUGGGUCAGACUAAACAAUGCCUGAAGGAAAGGAUAAGACAACAUAAGAGGGACUGUGAAGACGUGGCCAACUACAACAAAACAGCGGUUACACACCACCAGAUGACUACCGGCCACAAGUUUGAUUUUGAUAACGUAGAGAUCCUAGAUAGAGAGAAGAACGGAUACAGAAGGAACAUAAGCGAGAUGAUACAGAUCAGACGCAACAACACCGUAAACCACCGAGAAGACGUUGAACACUUAAGUAUCAUCUACAGCAACUUAAUAGAUGACUAA
Molecule: messenger RNA, 1131 nt
Organism: Coccinella septempunctata (seven-spotted ladybird)
Lineage: Eukaryota; Metazoa; Arthropoda; Insecta; Coleoptera; Coccinellidae
Exons: 1
Coding region: 1-1131 (376 amino acids)
Source: RefSeq, a predicted model, not a curated record